This is a messenger RNA of Candoia aspera, 1876 nucleotides long. It is a transcript of the gene UBAP1L, whose product is annotated as ubiquitin associated protein 1 like. Gene Ontology annotation, biological process: ubiquitin-dependent protein catabolic process via the multivesicular body sorting pathway. Gene Ontology annotation, molecular function: ubiquitin binding. Gene Ontology annotation, cellular component: ESCRT I complex. The record is from RefSeq and is a predicted model, not a curated record. The transcript has 5 exons. Lineage: Eukaryota; Metazoa; Chordata; Lepidosauria; Squamata; Candoiidae. The coding region runs from base 20 to 1396 and encodes 458 amino acids.
UAACCUAAUAAAACACGCGAUGAGUGGCUUGGAAGAUGUACCUUUCAGAAUGACCAUAAGCUUUGUGGAUGAUCCUGUGGGAGAAGACAACCUUGCCCACUGCCCUGAGGUUGAGCUGCCCAAGUGUGCUGAGGUCCUAAUGUGCACGAUGCAUGAUUUUUCACUAGAGAAGAAAGUCCUCUACUGGAUAGACUCUGCCUCACGGCAAGACAUUCCCUGGUUUAACGUGACAGCUAAUGUGUACCCCACAGCCCCUCCUUGUUGGCUUCUGUUGGUGGACUCUAAAGAAAACAUGGCGGACAGCCAUGAGGCAACAAGUUGGAAAGCCAAGGAUACAACACCUGUCCGAAGAUGUAUGAGUCUGGGCACAACGUGUGAGAAGCUCAACAGCACUGGGAAAAGAGGGAAGAUGACUAAAAGGGGGAAUGUGGACCAGUGCCCUGAGGAGCGGGAAUGUUCAGAAGGCAAGGAAUCUUCCUCAGCCCCCUCUUUAGAACAUGAUAGUGAAGAACCUUUAUCCAUCACCAAACGAAUGCCCAGCACUCUACCUCAGUUGUUAAGUCUUCCCCAAAGCAGACCGAGGACUUCACCAGGGCAUCUAACUGCUGUGUCAGAAAGCAGUCGCCCAAAAUCACCUUUGGGCAAGCAGAGGCAAUCAAUGAUUUUUUUAAACAACAUGAAGAAUGAGUUGGAAGGAGCCAAGAAGAAGUUGAUGGCUAUCAUGCAUCCCUUAAAUGAAACCUCGACAGAAUCCGCCUUGGUUUCUAAGGCUUUCUCUCUCCACCAGCACUCCAGAAGCAGCAGGAACUUGAGAUAUGGACCCACUUCUCCUGCUCCCUUAGCAAGAACUUUAACUCCCACCCCACCACCUACUUCUUGCUGUAAGCCAAGACUGCUUCAUGCCGCGGGGCUCAUCCGUCCCCUCCAACAGCAUAAGCCUACUGUGGCAUCUCUCAGCCCAUAUUCCUGCCUCCCGCGCCCUCCGGCGGUCCAGCGACCUCUGAGUCCCUACAGAGCUCAUCCUGACUCCACAGCUGAUCUGCUCUCGGUGCUCAGCCAAGAGGAGCGUGACCUCAUUGAACCAAUUUUAGCCUUGGGUUAUCCAAUACGGCGAGCGAUCCUUGCUCUGCAGAAGACUGGGAGACAAAGCUUAGGACAGUUCCUCAGUUAUCUCAAUGCCUGCGAUAAACUUCUGAAACAGGGUCAUGAAGAGGCACAGGUGGUGGAAGCAAUGGAAAUGUUCCAGAACUCAGAGAAAAAGGCAGCAGAAUUCCUUCGCCUCUUAGCACAGUUCAACGACAUGGGUUUCCAGCAAGCUGACAUCAAAGAGGUCCUCCUGUUGUGUGAAAACCACCGAGAUCGGGCCCUCGAGGAGCUCAUGACACGAAGCCAAUGAAUGUGUUCCAGGCCCAGCAAGCAAGCCUUGAGGUCCCAAGAGUGGGCCCAAUCUGCACAUUGCUACUAGGGCAGGCUUUGAAUGUAAGAACCUAGUGCAGUGUUUCUCAACCUUGGCAACUUCAAGCUGGGUGGACUUCAACUCCCAGAAUUCCCCAGCCAGCCCUGUUGAAGUCCACCCAGCUUGAAGUUGCCAAGGUUGAAAAAGACUGACCUAGUGCAUCAGACAAAGCCCAUGUAAUCCAGCACGUCAUUUUCAGUAGUGGCUAGCCAGAUGUUUUCGGGCAAUGUCUGAGCAGGGCAUGAAGCUCAUUUCACCAUCUUCCUUCUCAAAACUAUAUUCUCAAAGUUGGUAUAAGGCCAUGUUGCUGAAGCUCUGACAUUUCCAUUGCCCAAAAGAGAUUAGAGUUGAUACCAGAAGAACCAUGGUAACUUAUAACCUAUUUAUUGCUCUAUCUGAUCUUUAUUGAGAGAUUCUCUA